This is a messenger RNA of Solanum stenotomum, 900 nucleotides long. RefSeq lists its product as uncharacterized. NCBI's taxonomy places the organism in Eukaryota, Viridiplantae, Streptophyta, Magnoliopsida, Solanales, Solanaceae. The record is from RefSeq and is a predicted model, not a curated record. Gene Ontology annotation, biological process: DNA integration. The transcript is spliced from 4 exons. Gene Ontology annotation, molecular function: nucleic acid binding. The coding region runs from base 1 to 900 and encodes 299 amino acids.
AUGACUUCUCAGUAUUUGGGGAGUCUCUUGACAGUGAAGGAAUGGAUUGUGUUGGGCCAUAAGGUGUCUAAGAGAGGGCUGGAAGUUGAUCGUGCCAAAGUGGAAGUAAUUGAAAAGCUACCUCUCCCAAUUUCUGUUAAAGGGGUGCGAAGUUUUUUGGGUCAUGUUGGUUUCUACAGGAGAUUCAUCAAGGAUUUCUUUAAGAUUGCAAAACCCAUGUGCAGUCUCCUAGAGAAGGAGAUGAAAUUUGUAUUUGAUGAACAAUGCAUGGGAUUGUUUCCACCAGGUGCAACCACACACCAAAAGAAGAGGCUUAUUUAUGAUGCUCGGUUCUACAUAUGGGAUGAACCUUAUCUCUUCAAGCAAAGGCCGAACAAAAUGAUGAGGAGAUGUGUGCCUGAGUCCGAGAUGAGACAAGUGAUGGAUAGUUGCCACUCGUCUGCAUAUGGGGUCAUCAUGGAGGUGAGCGCACUGUGCAUAAGAGGAUGGGGUCUAUUUCCAGACGACAUGAAAUGCCCUUGCAUAACAUCUUGGAUGUUGAAAUAUUUGUGUCUGGGGAUCGACUUCAUGGGUCCAUUCCCUCUAUCGAAUGGAAAUCAGUACAUACUUGUGGCUGUGGAUUAUGUGUCAAAAUGGGUUGAGGCAGUGGCGUUGCCGACCAAUGAUGCUAAAGUGGUAUUGAAGUUUCUAAAGAAGCACAUCUUCACUCGGUUUGGAACUCCGAGAGCAAUAAUCAGUGAUGGAAGGACAUACUUCAUAAAUCAAUUAGUGAAGAAUAUCUUAGCUAAAUAUGGAGUCAGACACAAGGUACUUACAGCAUACCACCCUCAAACUAGCGGCCAGGUAGAAGUGUCAAACAGGGAAGUGAAGCAGAUUCUACAGAAAACAGUGAAUGCCUAA